AUGGAACAGAACCCUGGUUAUGAAUCUGAGGUUUUAUCACCCAAUAAUUGCUUAGGUGGAUCUGAAGGAUUGGCAAGCACUAUGAAGACUAACAGAUCUGAAGAACAAACGAUAUUGGAAAGAAGGUUGGAUGAAGCAGAAAAGUUACUCGCCAGUAUAAUCAACAUGUGUCACCAGUUUUCUCAGUCCGAGGCCGAGCUCAUGACCCCUGAAGCAUCCACGCAUGAUCAGGUUAUGACCGUCAUGUAUGAAUCAGUUCAUCCUUUCAGUCCUGUCACAGCAGCAGAUGUAUGGAGGUCUAAUGGAUUCUGCUUGGCCUGUACUGAAACUAUACAUUACGAUGCAGCUUUAUUAAAGGAACGUGAUAAAGUGCAGUUUGAAAAGAUGGACGUCCCGGACCACGCUCACUACAUCAUCGGAUCAGUCAUCCUCUUGGUGGGCAUCACAGGUGUUAUAGGAAACGCCCUGGUCAUCUACGUAUUCUGCCGCAGCCGGUCGCUACACACUCCAGGGAACAUUUUGGUGGUCAACUUGGCUGUCUCUGACUUCUUUAUGUCGCUCACCCAGUCGCCCGUCUUCUUUGUGGCCAGCAUGCACCGCCGCUGGGUGUUUGGUGAGCUUGCGUGUGAACUGUACGCUUUCUGCGGGGCCCUUUUUGGAAUCUGCUCCAUGAUGACCUUAACAGCCAUAGCUGCUGACCGCUGCCUCGCUAUAACGCGACCGCUUGCUCUGCUAGGAAAGGUCAGUCAGGGCAGAGCUGGUGGAGUGUUAGGGCUUGUCUGGCUUUAUGCUUUGAGCUGGAGUCUGCCUCCUAUUUUCGGCUGGAGUGCCUACGUCCCAGAGGGUCUCCAGACCUCCUGCUCCUGGGACUACAUGUCCUUCACGCCUUCAGUGCGUGCCUACACCAUCUUCUUGUUCUUGUUUGUUUUCUUCAUCCCUCUGGGUGUCAUCGCUGGCUGCUACCUGGCCAUCUUCAGAGUCGUUCGAAGGGCCCGGCUAGAGAUGAGGCAGCUCAACUGCGAGUCCCAUAAAGUCCUUGAGCGCAUGAAGAGUGAAUGGAAAAUGGCAAAGGUGGCUCUCCUGGUCAUCCUGCUUUUUGUCAUUUCGUGGUCACCUUACUCUGUAGUGGCACUCACUGCCACAGCUGGCUAUGCUCAUUUUCUCACUCCUUACAUGAACUCUGUUCCUGCGGUAAUUGCCAAAGCCUCUGCCAUACACAACCCCAUCAUCUAUGCCAUCACACACCCUAAAUACAGAGUUGCCAUCGCACACUAUGUUCCCCUUUUUCGCUCAAUCUUAUGCAUUAGCAAGGACCAGCGUGCAUCUUCCAUCUCCAUCAGUAGCAGUUCUUCUCAUCGGCCAACCCUCACCAGCCAGAAAGCCCUGGGUGUCCGCAUUGGCAAUGCAGCCCGAGCCAACUGCCGCUGGGGGAAGACUCGACUCUCUUCUGCCUCCGACUCAGAUUCCUGCUGGACGGAGAGUGAGGCAGACGGCUCCAGUGCCAACUCUCUGCCUUUUGCCAGGCGAGUAUCUACGGAGAUUUCUUUAGACACUGCCAUUCCUCCAGAGCAGGCUGGCAUGGACACUGCUUGUGGGCAGAAUAUAAAACAGGCUGACAGGAUCGGAGGCAUGUCUGUGCCCUCUGUUACUCUGGAACUUAAUGUGUCAGAAGGAGGAAUGCUUUUUGAGGCUGAAACUUACCUCCUAUCAGGUAACCAACAGGACUGCUUGUAA
This is a messenger RNA of Trichomycterus rosablanca, 1734 nucleotides long. RefSeq names its product opsin 4.1 (gene opn4.1). The transcript is spliced from 5 exons. Gene Ontology annotation, molecular function: G protein-coupled photoreceptor activity. Bases 1 to 1734 code for a protein of 577 amino acids. The record is from RefSeq and is a predicted model, not a curated record. Gene Ontology annotation, biological process: phototransduction; visual perception; G protein-coupled receptor signaling pathway. Gene Ontology annotation, cellular component: plasma membrane. Lineage: Eukaryota; Metazoa; Chordata; Actinopteri; Siluriformes; Trichomycteridae.